AUGUCUAGCAGAAAAACACAAAAAUCUGAACUUUGGCCAUUGACGACAACAAAUGAUCCUCCGAUAUGUACACUAGAUGAUCCAGAUAUAAACUUGAAUGAUGUUGAACAAAAAUCAAAGGAUAAAAAACGAAGGAGAAUAGAUAAAACAAUUAAUCUUGAUUCUGGUGAAUUAAUUGAUCGUUAUCAUCUAACACAAAAAUCGAAUCGAGAUAAUUCUGAUGCUCAUCAAUAUUCAUCAGAUGAAGGAGAUCAGCCUCCAUCUCCUUAUUCUCCUGAUCAUGUUUGGCAAGAUGAAGAAGACGAAGAUGAAGAAGAUUUUUGA
Molecule: messenger RNA, 324 nt
Organism: Adineta steineri
Lineage: Eukaryota; Metazoa; Rotifera; Eurotatoria; Adinetida; Adinetidae
Source: the annotation of a GenBank genome assembly